CAGCAAAAAUUGGAGGAGAUGCUGGCACAUCAAUGAAUUCAAAUGACUACGGUUAUGGAGGACAGAAAAGACCUCUUGAGGACGGAGAUGGCUCUUGGACAAGUCCGAGCAGUACAACACACUGGGAGGGAAUGCCCUCUCCUUUUAAAGAUCAACCAGAUGCUAAGAAAGUUGCUCCUCAGAAUGACUCUUUCGGAAAUCAGCUACCACCAAUGCAUCAACAACAAAGGUCUGUGAUGACAGAGGAGUACAAAGUUCCAGAUGGAAUGGUUGGAUUUAUAAUUGGCAGAGGUGGAGAACAGAUCUCACGCAUACAACAAGAGUCUGGAUGUAAAAUACAGAUCGCGCCUGAUAGUGGAGGCCUGCCUGAAAGAUCUUGUAUGCUAACUGGAACACCAGAGUCUGUUCAAUCAGCAAAAAGAUUACUUGAUCAGAUAGUUGAAAAGGGACGACCUGCACCUGGCUUUCAUCAUGGUGAUGGACCUGGGAAUGCAGUCCAAGAAAUAAUGAUUCCAGCAAGUAAAGCAGGAUUAGUUAUUGGGAAAGGUGGAGAGACAAUUAAGCAAUUACAGGAGCGAGCAGGUGUCAAAAUGGUCAUGAUUCAAGAUGGUCCACAGAAUACUGGUGCAGACAAGCCCCUUAGGAUAACUGGAGAUCCUUAUAAAGUUCAACAAGCCAAGGAAAUGGUGCUGGAGCUAAUUCGUGAUCAAGGUGGCUUUAGAGAGGUGCGCAACGAAUAUGGGUCAAGAAUAGGAGGAAAUGAAGGGAUAGACGUUCCAAUACCACGCUUUGCUGUAGGUAUUGUAAUUGGAAGAAAUGGAGAGAUGAUAAAAAAGAUACAGAAUGACGCUGGUGUUAGGAUCCAAUUUAAACCAGAUGAUGGAACAACUCCAGAUAGAAUAGCCCAGAUUACGGGGCCUCCAGAUAGAUGUCAACAUGCUGCAGAAAUUAUUACAGAUCUCCUUCGAAGUGUUCAGGCUGGUAACCCUGGUGGACCAGGACCUGGUGGUCGUGGAAGGGGUAGAGGUCAAGGCAACUGGAACAUGGGGCCUCCUGGUGGAUUGCAGGAAUUCAAUUUUAUUGUUCCUACUGGCAAAACUGGAUUAAUCAUUGGCAAAGGUGGUGAAACUAUCAAAAGUAUAAGCCAGCAAUCUGGUGCUAGAAUAGAACUUCAGAGAAAUCCUCCACCUAAUGCAGAUCCAAACAUGAAGAUGUUUACUAUCCGUGGAACACCCCAGCAAAUAGAUUACGCACGACAACUUAUAGAGGAAAAGAUUGGAGGUCCAGUUAAUCCCCUGGGUCCACCAGUUCCUCACGGACCCCAUGGAGUUGUUCCUGGGCCGCAUGGGCCUCCUGGACCCCCAGGCCCUGGUGCUCCUAUGGGACCAUAUAACCCUGCUCCUUACAAUCCAGGGCCUCCUGGUCCUGCACCUCAUGGUCCUCCAGCCCCAUAUGCUCCACAAGGAUGGGGAAAUGCUUAUCCACACUGGCAGCCACCAAAUCCGCCAGAUCCAGGUAAGCCAGGUACAGAUCCCAAUUCAGCCGCGUGGGCAGCUUACUAUGCUCACUACUAUCAGCAACAAGCACAGCCACCGCCUGCAGCCCCUCCUGGUGGACCAGCUACAACCCAAACUAACGGACAAGGAGAUCAGCCAAAUCCAGCACCAGCAGGGCAGGUUGACUAUACGAAGGCGUGGGAAGAGUACUACAAGAAAAUGGGUCAAGCGGUUCCUGCGCCCGCUGGGGCCCCGCCAGGCGGCCAGCCCGAUUACAGCGCGGCCUGGGCCGAGUACUACAGGCAGCAGGCAGCCUACUACGCGCAGACGAGCCCGCAGGGAAUGCCGCAGCACCCCCCCGCACCACAGGUACACCCUUGAUUCAGUACUUCUUGGCUGGCUUCUGUUUCAGUGAUUACGGAUAUUUUUUGCAUGUCUCCUGCUUUGUUACCUUUGGAGUAUGCAUUUUUUUAUUUCCUAGCAAACUAGCUAUCAGAAUAAUUAAUAAAUGACUUGCUUUACCUGGUAACUUGAGUUCUGUCCAUACGUUUGGUGAUUUUGUUUUUUUUUCUUUUUUUAAAAGAAAAACUUUCUCCUCCCAGGGUUUUGAAAACCAUGCAAGAAGCCACCACCAUUUACAUUAACCAAUUUUUCUUUCUUAAAGGCUUCACUCCUGAGUUAGCUCGGUUUAAAGGAUUUUCUUUAACUUUUUGUGUAUCUCUUAUGUAUCUCUUCUGCACAGGGCCAAUAAUAAGAAGUGGACAAUACAGUAUUUGCUUCAUUGUGUGGGGGAAAAAAACCUUUGUUAAAUGUAUGGAUGCAGACGCCUUGAUGAAGAUCUUAAUUUUGUUUGGUUAAAAAAUAGUGUUUUUGAAAAUGUACAAAAUAUCUAUCACUACUGAUAGGAGGUAAUAUUUCUGUGUAGAAAUGAAAAAUGGUUUGUUUUUAGUAUUAGUGUAGAUGUACACAUUCCAGCAAAUGUAUUUGCAAUUAUUAUGUGGUCAAUGCUUUGUGAUAUAAAUGUACUUUUUCAAUGUAUACUUUAUCACUUUUAAAAUGCCUGUUUUGUGCUUUACAAUAAAUAAUAUGAAACCUCCUGUGUCGG
Molecule: messenger RNA, 2601 nt
Organism: Tinamus guttatus (white-throated tinamou)
Lineage: Eukaryota; Metazoa; Chordata; Aves; Tinamiformes; Tinamidae
Source: RefSeq, a predicted model, not a curated record